UGCAUACGUUUACAUCCGGACAGUUUAGGUGAAAAGCUUCACGAAAACUUCUCAAAGAGCUCACGCGGUGACUUUUUGACAUCAAUAAUCAUUCUUAAAGUCUAAUUGGAGCCUUUCUGUCUUGUGUGGUCAAACCAUAAAAUCAAAUAUAUAUAAAUCGGCAUAUUUAUAUUAACAUUUAGGCCAGUAAUUCACUUAAAAAAGAAAAGUAAAGAAACGUUUUUAGAUGAACGGACUCAACAUCGCGGACACUUCCGGGUGCUCAGUCACAGUCAUCUGACCGAACAAGUGACCGAUGUCGGGCCAGCAAGUCAACUUUCUUUUGUCAAGGAACGGAGUUUAAAUCAUGCGCGGUUUGAUUUGCGGACCCAAACUCGCCGCGUGCGGUAUCGUGUUGAGCACGUGGGGGGUUAUAAUGUUGGCCAUGCUGGGGAUUUUCUUCACCACCCAUUCAGCAGUGCUGAUUGAGGACGUGCCUGUGACGGAGGACAUCUUCCAAGAUGGGAACCCUCAGAGGAUCUACGGCCUGUACAACAAGGUGGGCUACAACUGCUUCAUAGCAGCCGCUAUCUACAUCCUGUUUGGAGCCUUCUCCUGCUGCCAGAUGAAACUCAACAAGCGGAAGGAGUACCUAGUGCACUAGCGCCACCUGCUGGACUGAGGAGUGCCCAGCGGCAGUGUGCGGACGCUGUGCGAGGGCAGAUGUGUUUAUUUAAAAUUAGAUUAAUUCUACCUCUGAUCACCUGAAGUGCUGAAAUGAUUUGACUGAAUUUGUUAAAAAAAAACACAAACUCAAAUAGUUGUUCUCCAGAGUUUCAGUGAUUCUUCUUGUGGAAAAAUUUAAAAGGUUGUACAUUAUUGUGUCCUGACUACAUACUGUACAAGAGUGUGUGUGGGUAAUGUUAGUCAAAUCAAGUUGUUGAUUUCUUUCAGUUUGAAAUAAUAUUCUGAAGCUUGUAAUGUCCGUUUCAAACAUUAAAGGUAUGUUGAUAACUGA
Cyclopterus lumpus (lumpfish) is the source of this 997-nucleotide messenger RNA. RefSeq names its product ribonuclease, RNase K a (gene rnaseka). The record is from RefSeq and is a predicted model, not a curated record. The transcript has 4 exons. Lineage: Eukaryota; Metazoa; Chordata; Actinopteri; Perciformes; Cyclopteridae. The coding region runs from base 347 to 643 and encodes 98 amino acids. Gene Ontology annotation, molecular function: RNA endonuclease activity.